Pisolithus orientalis is the source of this 921-nucleotide messenger RNA. RefSeq names its product V-snare-domain-containing protein. Gene Ontology annotation, biological process: endoplasmic reticulum to Golgi vesicle-mediated transport; vesicle fusion. NCBI's taxonomy places the organism in Eukaryota, Fungi, Basidiomycota, Agaricomycetes, Boletales, Pisolithaceae. The transcript is spliced from 6 exons. The record is from RefSeq and is a predicted model, not a curated record. The coding region runs from base 169 to 846 and encodes 225 amino acids. Gene Ontology annotation, molecular function: SNAP receptor activity. Gene Ontology annotation, cellular component: Golgi membrane; cis-Golgi network; Golgi medial cisterna.
CAGCACUCGACCAUCACUUGCAUGAUUUUAUGUAACUCGUGUGCUUACAUCAUGGUACCCGGCAUCUGCCGCGCCUGUGGCCUGAGCUCCUGAGCGCAGUCCAACGUUGGCUCUGGUCAGUCAAACGCAACGUCCAUUAAUUGCAGGUCAAGGACACGUUUCAUUAUCAUGGCGACGUAUGAUACUCUACACCGACAAAGCAGGACCCUCGAGUCCCUGUUUGACACCAAGCUGACCGCGUAUUCACGUAUGGCAUCUGCUAUUGCUCGGAAUUCAGAAGAUGUAGAAGCUGGGUGUUCACGGGAAAGGUGGCGUGACGUCGAGGGUGAAGUCGAGGAUCUCUUGGAAAAGCUUAAGGAGACGAAUGAUGCUCUGCUUGCACUCUCCAACAAUCCAAGGACAUCACCGCCAUCUCAAUCCAUGUCCCGUGCUAUCCAACGACAUCGGGAAGUAUACCAGGAUUACCUACGGGAGUUCCAUCGGACAAAGGGUAACGUGAAACAGGCUCUGGAACAAGCAGAUCUCCUGGCGGGUGUACGCAAUGAUAUAGACGCUUACAAGUCGUCCACUGCUGACGCCCUACUAGCGGAACGGGGGCGCAUCGACAGCUCCCAUCGAAUGACGGACGAUAUCCUGGAACAAGCAUAUGAGACACGGGCCGAGUUCGGCCGUCAACGAACCACUUUAUCUUCGGUCGGCAAUCGAAUGGCCGCUGUCGUCGAAACAAUGCCUGGUAUAAACAAUCUUCUGUCGAUGAUAAAGAGUCGGAGGAGGCGAGAUUCUGUUGUACUUGGGACUGUCAUCGCCGUGUGCUUGAUAUUGCUUCUCAGUUAUAUCACUCGCUAGUCGCUGUUUUACAUGCAAAUACCCGUGUCUAAUUGAUGGCCCUGCGUCUUAAUGUACCGGACUUCAUCUUGCUGA